This is a messenger RNA of Adineta ricciae, 3174 nucleotides long. Lineage: Eukaryota; Metazoa; Rotifera; Eurotatoria; Adinetida; Adinetidae. The record is from the annotation of a GenBank genome assembly.
AUGUUAAGACAGAUUCUUAAACUGUGGAGAAAGCUAAAAUAUGUUAUUCAACAUUUUAAUCUUUUCCCGUCGAUUCCACCUUCUACCGAUCAGCAUCAACUUCGAAAUCAAUUCAUUUCAACAAGAUUAUUCAUCUUUCUCUUCAGUUCUUUCUUCUCCAUUCUUCUCUUGUACAACUCUCUCAUAACCAUUCGUAAAACAGUUAUUGUCAAAUCGCCAUCGUUCACCGACUACGUCCAAUUGAAUGCUACGUAUUCUCAAACACUAACAUGUCCAUGUACCCAAAUCUCGAUUGACUACAAAAACAUAGUUCGUGUGAACUACACACUACAUCAAGUUUGUUCGAGUGUUUUUAUAACUCAGAACUGGAUAAAUAGCAUCCACACUGAGAAUACAAAUAGCUCUGUGAGUCUUUUCUACUUCGAUUUUCGAAGCAUCGGUACAUAUGCAUUUCAAGCUUUGAAAAGUAUCUGUGAGCUGCUAGAUGAAACGAUCAUCGGGGAUAUAAAUGUAUUUUAUUUAAAUCAAUUUAUUAGUACAUCCGUCAUACCAUAUAAUGCGCUUGAAUUACAAAUUCAAGAUUUAAUCAAUCGAUUGCAUUCGUCAAUCGUUCGUGGCUUCUGGUCGUCCUUAUCUAUGAUUCGAGAAACAACACAAGGCAAUGCUUUGUAUUCAACCGGAACGAUGGCGUAUAUCUUCCGCUUGGAUACUCGCUCUAGAUACUUGUACAUGACUUUGCGCGUAUAUGAUAAUUGUAGCUGUGCGUCGUCGGCAACAUGUGUGCGAGAGUCGAUUAUUUACAAUGCUGAAAAUGGUUCUAUAUCGUUCAGAGUGCCGAAGUUUUACAUUGGAUGUUCUACGGUUGAGGCACUACUGCAAUCAACCCUUCAAUGCUUCUAUGAUCGAAACUGCAUCGAUUCCAUUCAAGCUCAUUUAUUCCCAGUCGUUCCUGUUACACCCUUAGAUCCAUCCAUCUCAAGUAACUACCUUGCGAACUCAACUGUCGAUGAACUUUUGCAGCGUUUAAUGAUCGAGCAAUGGGAUGUUUCUCUUAUGUAUGAAAACUAUUACGAACAAUGCAAGCCUGUCGAAUGUAGCCACAUUUCUGAAACACGAAAUGAUGCAGUUUUUGUCGUGACAACGCUGAUUGGAUUACUUGGCGGUUUAGUCACAGCUCUAAAAGUAGUGGUACCAUUGUUGGUGAAUUUCAUUCGAAGAAAAAAGGAAGAAGACAGACCAGCCGUUGUGUUAAGCAUUCAUGAACGGAUAGCUAUCUUGCGGACAACAAUGAAAUACUACAUACAUAAUUUCAAUCUUUUCCCGUCGAUUCCACCUUCUACCGAUCAGCAUCAACUUCGAAAUCAAUUCAUUUCAACAAGAUUAUUCAUCUUUCUCUUCAGUUCUUUCUUCUCCAUUCUUCUCUUGUACAACUCUCUCAUAACCAUUCGUAAAACAGUUAUUGUCAAAUCGCCAUCGUUCACCGACUACGUCCAAUUGAAUGCUACGUAUUCUCAAACACUAACAUGUCCAUGUACCCAAAUCUCGAUUGACUACAAAAACAUAGUUCGUGUGAACUACACACUACAUCAAGUUUGUUCGAGUGUUUUUAUAACUCAGAACUGGAUUGAUUACAUUGAAUUGUCCGGUUCCAGCAUAGACGUUUACUACGAUGAUUUCCGAGCUACAGCUCCAUACAUGUUUCAAGUUUUAAAUAAUUUCUGCAAAUUGCCGGAUGAAACAAUCUCCCAAAGCUUGACUGAGUUUUAUUCCAAUCAAUACGUGGAUACAUAUCUCACAUCAUUCAGCGUAUUUCCCUUGAAAGUGAAAGCAUCAGUCGAGCAAUUUCAAUCAUCGAUGAUCAAUAGAUUUUUGCUAUCGUUUUUCAUCAUUCGCCAAACAACUCAAAGUAACAGUUUAUUCUCUGCGCGCAUGACUAACUACGUAUUUAGAAUACUGCGUGGAAGUACAACUACAGACUCAGCUGCUUUAGAGUACGAUGGAUGCUCGUGUGCUACAUCGGGGACAUGUGCCGAACAAUCAUGUUUUUACAAUUAUCCGUACGCGUCGCCCGUAUUCGCUCUACCAGGAAUAUAUACAGGAUGUUAUGCAGUUGAAGCUUUACUACAAUCAACACUCGAAUGUUUCUAUGACAAAAACUGCACGGACUCUAUUCAGUCUUACUUAUCAUAUCCUGCACCGUUUCUAAUCGCUAAUCUAAAUUCAUCUUUAGCAAGUAACUAUCGUGUCAACUCAACCGUCGAUGAACUCUUACAGCACUUGAUGAUCGAACAAUGGAAUGUUUCUGUCACGUAUGAGAACUAUUAUCAAGAAUGCAAACCAGCGCAGUGUAGUUACAGUUAUGAAGCACGGAACGAUGCGAUUUAUAUACUGACAACACUGAUCAGUCUCGUUGGUGGUUUAAGUACGACUCUGAAACUUCUGACACCACAAUUGAUAAAUUUUGUUCGAAAGAAAAAAGAGUCAGAAAGACCGGUUAUUGUGCUAAGUAUGCGCGAACGAACUAUUGCCUUGUGGACAACAAUGAAAUACUACAUACAUAAUUUCAAUGUUUUCCCGUCGAUUCCACCUUCUACCGAUCAGCAUCAACUUCGAAAUCAAUUCAUUUCGACAAGAUUAUUCAUCUUUCUCUUCAGUUCUUUCUUCUCCAUUCUUCUCUUGUACAACUCUCUCAUAACCAUUCGCAAAACAGUUAUUGCCAAAUCACCAUCGUUCGCUGACUACGUCCAAUUGAAUGCUACGUAUUCUCAAACACUAACAUGUCCAUGUACCCAAAUCUCGAUUGACUACAAAAACAUAGUUCAUGUGAACUACACACUACAUCAAGUUUGUUCGAGCGUUUUUAUAACUCAGAACUGGAUUGAUUACGUUUAUAACAGUCGUAAAGAUUAUCUAUCGACUGAUGAUUUCAUGGUCGAAGCACCGAACGUGUUUUUUAUGUUAGACAAAGUCUGUGAGAUAGUCAAUUUAACUCUAUCCAAUCGAUUCAAUGUAUUUUAUGCGAGUCCAUACACAAGUGGAUCCAUAACAUCGUAUUAUUUACUUCAAUCAGACGCACAAGCAGCAAUUGAACAACUGAAGCUGUUCACAAUCAGUAACUUGGUGUCAUCUUUGUCGUUGAUUCGGCAAAUGAUUCACGAUCAAUACCGACACUAA